AUGGAUGGUGUUGCUUUCGUGUCACAAUGUCCCAUUUUACCGGGACAGUCCUUUAACUAUUAUACCUUUAAGCCUCGCUUCAGCGGUACUUACUGGUAUCACUCCCACAUGGGCAACCAGAGAGACAUGGGAUUAUACGGAGCAUUUAUUUGUCUAUUCUUCUCCCUGUGUCUCAUUCUGGUGGUAUCUUACCAAGUAGAAGGAUUUGUCUGUCCAAUUGAUACUCACUGUAUGACGUCACUAAUAGUCAAAAGUGCAUUCACAAUGAUUGAUCCUACUGUAGGGCCUGUUUAUGUACAAAACAGAACAAUCUAUCCGAUAAAAACUGAAUAUCUCGGGAAUGCUUUGAAUUUGACGAACGUUAUAACCGCAGAUGGAUGGAACACAACAAGAAAUCUAAUUACAGUUAAUGGAACCAUGCCAGGACCUCCGAUCUUCCUGUAUCAGAAUCAGACAAUCACCAUCAUAGUAAAAAAUAAUCUGAUAAACGAACCUGUUACGAUUCACUGGCACGGAAUAGAUCAGCUAGGCUGGCCAGCAAUGGAUGGUGUUGCUUUCGUGUCACAAUGUCCCAUUUUACCGGGACAGUCCUUUAACUAUACCUUUAAGCCUCGCUUUAGCGGUACUUACUGGUAUCACUCCCACAUGGGCAACCAGAGAGACAUGGGAUUAUACGGAGCAUUUAUUGUACUGAAAAGAGAGAAUGAAAUACCCAUACCCCAACAAUACAUCAUUCAGCUCAUGGAAUGGAAUCAUUUAUACAAUCCUAUUACUUUGCUCAAAGCAGAACAUAUCGAUACAACAGCCAAUUCCAUACUUAUAAAUGGAAGAGGGGAAUUCGAGGACAACAUGGCACCAUUGGAAACGUUUAAGGUGGACAAAAAGGACAAACAUCUUUUUCGAAUGAUAGGAACAGGAUCUAAUGACACUCUACUCUUCUCUGUUCCCGGAUUACGUCUCAUUGUUAAAGAAACGGACGGAUACGAAUUUGUACAGCAAACAGUUGACAGAAUCAUCAUAUAUCCCGCAGAAAGAUAUGAUUUUGAGCUUGACUUUCAAUAUGCGACUGAGGGAAUUUACAACAUGACCGUGUAUAUCCUUGAAGGUUCGAUAAUGAAAAUUCGUGAAGGUGUUGCUGGACUUGGCCAAAUCCACGUUACCAACAGAGAUUCCUUACAAACAAUUUCGUUAAACAGAACCACUGAAGUUAUCCUUAAUUGUCCAUUUCAAGUGUAUCCCAUGAAUCCAAACUUCACCUGUCUACCAGUCUCUGAACUUAAAUCAAAGACCCCCGGAAAUGGGGUGGAAUUUGAUUCAUUAGGAGUGCAAAGAACAGACGAAACAUAUACUCAUUUUUUAAACUUCGGUUUCCCUCAACAUUCAUCCAUAAACGGUCGAAAAUUUAUUUGGCCUACCGUCUCUGCUCUCUCACAGCCCGCAGAACUGGACACGUCGUGUAAGGGAUGCGAUGCUGAGAAUUCCUGUGAAUGUUCACACUCCCUGGAACUGAAGUCAGGCUCCGAGGUCAUCAUGAUUCUCAGUAAUUUAGGAACCGGUAUGCUUAUCACGCAUCCUGUGCAUAUGCAUGGUCACACGUUUGAAGUUCUAAAAAUAGGAUUUCCUUCUAUUUCCUCCAAUGACGAACUGAUAGCUAAUGACGAUAUCCAAUGUAGUGAGACCAAGCUAAAUAAUGAAAGUCAAUGUAACAAUGCCAGAUGGAGAAACUCGUCCUGGAAUGAUUAUAAGACGAUCCCUGGGAUAAAUCUGGAAGAUCCAGUUCGCAAAGAUACCAUAAUAAGUCCCUAUGGAGGAUACACCAUCAUUAGAAUUCGUGCCACAAAUCCAGGUGUCUGGUUUAUGCAUUGUCACAUCGACCCACACAUGAUUUCAGGGAUGGCGCUUAUGUUAAACGAGUCAUUUGAAAAUAUCAAAGAAUUGCCUGAAGGACUACCGACUUGUCAUAGCUUCAACGAUAAAACCUCUUCGGUAGCGUCCCUCCGAUCUGAAGCUGAAGCUGUCAAUUUUACAAACGAAUCAAACAAUAAUGACAUCACAGUGAUUGUUUUGGGAGUUUUAGUUGGACUUCUUUCUCUCGCCCUUAUUGUGGCCUGUGUCAAACUAAUUAGAAGUCAGGGCCAGCAAGAAACUGGUCAAUCAUUGCAAAUGCAACCAGUGGCCAGUUAA
Saccostrea echinata is the source of this 2184-nucleotide messenger RNA. RefSeq lists its product as uncharacterized. Gene Ontology annotation, cellular component: plasma membrane. The transcript is spliced from 3 exons. Gene Ontology annotation, biological process: iron ion transport. Gene Ontology annotation, molecular function: copper ion binding; oxidoreductase activity. The record is from RefSeq and is a predicted model, not a curated record. NCBI's taxonomy places the organism in Eukaryota, Metazoa, Mollusca, Bivalvia, Ostreida, Ostreidae. Bases 1 to 2184 code for a protein of 727 amino acids.